Molecule: messenger RNA, 1497 nt
Organism: Ficedula albicollis (Collared flycatcher)
Lineage: Eukaryota; Metazoa; Chordata; Aves; Passeriformes; Muscicapidae
Gene: RNF2
Product: ring finger protein 2
Exons: 8
Coding region: 307-1317 (336 amino acids)
Cellular component (GO): ubiquitin ligase complex; PcG protein complex
Molecular function (GO): chromatin binding; ubiquitin protein ligase activity
Source: RefSeq, a predicted model, not a curated record
GUGCGAGCGGAACCUGGCCGGGCGCAGCUCAGCGCGCAGGGAGCCCCGCAUCCCGGCAAGGGGAAAAGGACACGGAGCGGGGCCGGCGGUGUGGGCAGGGCAAGCAGCGAGCGGCCCCGGCCCUGAGGGAGGCGGAGGAGGGCGCGGGCCGGGCCCCGUCCGCGCUCCCCCUGCCCAGCCCUGGCCAUGAAUAUGUAACUCCCCUCUAUUUCCCGAGCUCCAUUGCGGAGCCGCCGCUCGCCAUAUUGUGCUGCGGGGGCUGUGGCGGCGCCGCCGGCCACGGACGGAGGCGGCACCGGUGGCGCCAUGUCUCAGGCCGUGCAGACCAACGGGACGCAGCCUCUGAGCAAGACCUGGGAGCUCAGUCUGUACGAGCUGCAGAGAACACCCCAGGAAGCCAUCACAGAUGGGCUGGAGAUCGUGGUGUCCCCCAGGAGCCUGCACAGCGAGCUGAUGUGUCCCAUCUGCCUGGACAUGCUCAAGAACACCAUGACCACCAAGGAGUGUCUGCAUCGCUUCUGCGCCGACUGCAUCAUCACUGCCCUCAGGAGCGGCAACAAAGAAUGUCCCACAUGUCGCAAAAAGCUCGUUUCAAAAAGAUCCCUGCGGCCAGACCCCAAUUUCGACGCUCUCAUCAGUAAGAUUUACCCGAGCCGGGAUGAGUAUGAAGCUCAUCAGGAGAGGGUGCUGGCCAGGAUCAGCAAGCACAACAACCAGCAAGCCCUGAGUCACAGCAUCGAGGAGGGAUUAAAGAUUCAGGCUAUGAACAGGUUGCAGCGGGGCAAGAAGCAGCAGAUUGAGAACGGCAGCGGGGCCGAGGACAAUGGGGACAGCUCCCACUGCAGCAAUGCCUCCACACACAGCAACCAGGAGGCAGGGCCCAGCAACAAGAGGACCAAAACCUCGGAUGACUCUGGGCUGGAGCUGGACAACAACAACACCACUGUGGCCAUAGAUCCCGUGCUGGACGGGGCCAGUGAGAUCGAGCUGGUGUUCAGGCCUCACCCCACCCUCAUGGAGAACGAUGACAGUGCACAGACAAGGUACAUCAAGACCUCGGGCAAUGCCACAGUUGAUCACCUGUCCAAGUACCUGGCAGUGAGGCUGGCCCUGGAGGAGCUGCGGAGCAAGGGCGAGUCCAACCAGAUGAACCUGGACACGGCCAGCGAGAAGCAGUACACCAUCUACAUCGCCACCGCCGCCGGCCAGUUCACCGUGCUAAAUGGGUCCUUUUCCCUGGAGCUGGUCAGUGAGAAGUACUGGAAAGUGAACAAACCCAUGGAACUGUACUAUGCCCCCACCAAGGAGCACAAAUAAGGGCUGGGAAACUGGGAUGGAACUAACUGUUUUUAUAGCUACAACUUCUUUAAUAUUAAAAUAAGGCACUACCAGUAUCUUCAUGGACAACACACAUGGUGCCUUCAGGCACUCUCAGUAAACUCAGUAAUAUGACUAGACAGUAUUCUGGGCUGUAUUUAAUUUAGUCUUUGGGUUGGG